CGAAUGAAUCCCACAUCAGGAGCGCUAAGCCCUCUCCCCCGUCCCAUUGGAACUGCCAACACCACCAAGAACCCGGUGGUGACUGCAGAGAUGUGCUGUUACUGCUUUGAUGUGCUCUACUGUCACCUCUAUGGCUGCCCACAGCCACGACUUCCUAGAUUCACCAAUGACCCCUAUCCACUGUUUGUGACAUGGAAAACAGGGCGGGAUAAGCGGCUCCGGGGCUGCAUUGGAACCUUCUCAGCCAUGAAUCUUCACUCAGGACUCAGGGAAUACUCGUUAACCAGUGCACUUAAGGACAGCCGAUUUCCCCCAAUGAUGCCGGAGGAGCUACCUAAACUUUUCUGCUCUGUCUCCCUCCUUACUGACUUUGAGGAUGCCAGUGAUUACCAGGACUGGGAGGUAGGGGUCCAUGGCAUUCGAAUUGAAUUCAUCAAUGAAAAGGGCAUCAAAUGUACAGCCACAUAUUUACCUGAGGUUGCUAAAGAACAAGACAGGGAUCAGAUUCGGACCAUAGACUCAUUGCUCAGGAAAGGUGGUUUUAAGGCUCCUAUUACCAGUGAAUUCCGAAAAACGAUCAAACUCACCAGGUACCGAAGUGAGAAUGUGUCACUCAGUUAUGCAGAGUAUAUUGCUUCUUGCCAGCACUGUUUCCAGAAUGGCACUCUUCAUGCCCCGCCCCUCUACAAUCAUUACUCCUGA
Messenger RNA from Echinops telfairi (small Madagascar hedgehog), 702 nucleotides. RefSeq names its product AMMECR1-like protein. NCBI's taxonomy places the organism in Eukaryota, Metazoa, Chordata, Mammalia, Afrosoricida, Tenrecidae. The annotation marks the transcript as partial. The record is from RefSeq and is a predicted model, not a curated record. The transcript has a single exon.